AUGCCUAUAUCUAAUCUACAUUAUCUUGAAUUAGAAGGUUCUUCUAGUUUUCAGUAUAUUGUAUCUGCUUUACAUAACAGUAAUAAUAGUCAUAUAGGAGACGAAGGAAGUACAGAUGCUACUUUAUUAUUACCGAUAUCACGUUUAUGCGCACGAUUAGAUGCAUUGCAUAAUUUACAAGAAUUAUGGUUAUUAUUAUAUAAUAUAUGCUGUGAACAAUCAAAUCGUUACUUGAAUACAAACUUUGUAACAACAGUAAAAUUAAUUGAUGUCCCGAAAUAUUUAAAUAUUUUAUUAUCUACAACAUCUGUCAACGAAGAUGAUACUGAGACAACAACAACAACUACUACUACUAAUAGUGAUGGGAAUCGUUUAAAAUUGAGAAAAACUUCAACAAAUAAUAGAAGUAAGAAUAAAUUAUAUCAUGAAUUACGUAGUCUUAUGAAUGAACAUUCAUUUACUACAAAUAUUGAAUCAUAUCAUCGUCGUCACCGUUCUCGUCGGCAUAGUGAUGGCAAUGAUGGUGAUGACAUGCCAGCAGUUAUGAAUACAUUUCCAAAUUCAAGAUAUGCAUGUUGUUCACCUGAAUAUGAUCAAUUAGUUGAAGAUUGUGCUGGUCGUUUAUUGAAUUCAUUAGAUUUUGAAAGUAUUAUUAAAGCUGCUGAUGACUGCCCUAUGGAUAACAGUGUCAAUUGGGCUGAAACGCAUAUUUUAUGCGGAUUACAUAUUGCUGGAGAAUUAAUUGAAUUUGGUAAAGCUUUACAAAAUAAAUUAGCUAAAGAGCCACAAUCUUUAUAUCAGUCAGUGUUCAAUGAAGUUGCUAUGAAUGCAGGAUUCACAUGA
This is a messenger RNA of Trichobilharzia regenti, 843 nucleotides long. The record is from the annotation of a GenBank genome assembly. NCBI's taxonomy places the organism in Eukaryota, Metazoa, Platyhelminthes, Trematoda, Strigeidida, Schistosomatidae.